GUGUGGUCAAAACUAUUCCCCUUGGGACUCUAUAUUUUCCCCCGUACUGGUGAUCCACGGACCUCCGCGCACUCCUAUGUUUUUAUUUUGGAUCGUCUCCAAUUACUCUUCAAACCCGCAAGACUCAAUAAGAUACCUCGGACGAUGUUACUCCCCUUGCGCAGAGAACAUUCCCGGUUCUCGUCAUUGUCUCUUAGAAAAAAAACCUACCGCAGAUUUAGUCUUAUCGGAUCUGACUCCCUGCGAGCGCUUGCAGGGUACUGUACUUCUACCAGACUGUGGAGGUCCUCCCUACGUUAAUUUUUCAGCGGAAUCGAACCCCGCCCUGAACCGUUGGAUAUUUCAUAUUCUUCUUCUUGGCUGCCUAUGCCCCCACUGCUAUCACGCCCACUUGUCACCCCGAGGAAUGCUCUGUCUGGAGCCAACUACUGGGAUAUUUUUCAAGGCUUCCGGGGAGGCUGAGUUACUCUUCGGCGCGGCGAUCUACAAAAUUUUGUACGGAGUGCCGGAUUUCGUUCCGGGCAGCCCCGGUGGGAGACUUAGACCACGGGCAACCGAUUCAGCCGACGGGGAGAUGAAACCGUUCACCACCUCAAAACGUUUCUAUUGAGACCAAAACCCGCAGUCCCAAGAUAACCGCCCGAACGUUUUCCCUACACCGAACGCUUGCGUGUGAGCAAGCGGGUUCCCCAUACUUCCAAUAAGGCCGUGCGCAAAGCUUCCAACUACUAACCGUGCCAAGGUUCCCACCACUUCGAAUGACGCUAAGCGACCUUCGAAGUAGGUGGCACUCCCCUGGAGUGCCGCACAGUUCAACAAUAGGAACAGUUCAACGAUAGAUUUAAUCAAUACAAGUGGAAAGGUUUCCAACAAAACGCCGGAUUUCACGACCAAAAACCACACGAGACUUGAGCCUCUUCCUUCUCUCCUUGUCAACCUUUCGCAACUCCUUACAAAUAUCCUUCCACUGUUUUUUGACCUUUUUGACCACUGAAUUUCUGGACAUUGUCCAAAAGCCGUUGAGCUUUUUGAAGCUCUUUCUCGACGCUUUCCUGCUCUUUUUGGGCAAUCAUUGCCCACGCCGCGUGGGCGUAAAGGCCCCCCCCCC
Messenger RNA from Tuber melanosporum (Perigord truffle), 1108 nucleotides. RefSeq lists its product as uncharacterized. The transcript has a single exon. The record is from RefSeq and is a predicted model, not a curated record. NCBI's taxonomy places the organism in Eukaryota, Fungi, Ascomycota, Pezizomycetes, Pezizales, Tuberaceae. The coding region runs from base 77 to 610 and encodes 177 amino acids.